GAAAUUCAUCAAGUGAAAAGUUCAUUUCCACAAACAUGGCGGCUCCCGUCAACAACAGCUCUGGCUGCUGGAGAGUCCCGGAGGUUUACAAACAUCACGAACAGCGGAGAGUGUGCAUUUCUCGACCAAAAUAUAGGGAAGGAAGAAAAGCCAAAGCAGUUAAGGUUUACACCAUAAAUUUAGAGAGUCGUUACCUGAUGGUCCAAGGAGUCCCAGCGAUUGGGGUUAUGACUGAGUUGAUUCAGCUGUGUGCCCUUUAUGGAGCUGUGGAGGAGUACAGGCCCCUGGACGAGUAUCCUGCCGAGGAGUUCACAGAGGUCUACCUCGUAAAGUUCCAAAAACUCACAAGUGCCAGAGCAGCAAAGCGAUGCAUGGAUGAGAAAAGUUUCUAUGGUGGUGUGCUGCAUGUGUGCUACGUCCCCGAAUACGAGACUGUGGAAGACACCAGACUCAAGCUGCAGGACCGGAGGAGCUAUGUCAUCCGGGCUGCUCAGAAGAGAGUGAGAGAAAGGGAACAGAAAGAGGACACACAAGAGGAGCCUUCUUCAUCAGAAACAACUACCAUGUCAGAUGACAACAUCCUCACACACAAACAGACCUCUGGAAAUGACAAUACAAGGGAGACUUCAAACGUCAGCCACUAUUUAGGCUUUCCUCCACUGCCAUUACCUCCCCAAGAACAUCAUUACCAUAGGCCUAAAAGUCAACAUUUACCGACAGAGGAUAAAAUGGGGACUUUACACAAUACCUGUGCUGGCACAUUCGAGCAGCGAGAAGGGAGUUCAAGGAGCAAACAGACCUUAUCGAGCAGACAGGCAGCACAUCAGGCUGCGGCAGUCAGAUUUCUUCCUCGGACCACACACUUGGAGAAACGGAAACGCAAAAUGGAAGAGGCUGAGGAGCCCUCCAGUACUGUUUCUGGGCAGAAUGAGCCUUUGAUUGGACCAAAACUACCAGAACCAUCCAAACUGGAAAUGGAGGAUGAGUCACUGAACACAACUGUCAGCCUGAUCAGGACCACAAUGAAGCAGGUGACAUCGAGUCCAGACAUCAAACCAGUGGAGAAGAAGGUCAAACCACGCCGUCGGAUUUGAUAGAGCAGGAUGUUUUAUUAUUAUUUUUUUUAUUAAACAAAUUUUGCAUCACAGCACCAUCUGCCAUUAAGGUUAAUAUUAAAGAUGUUUAGGCUGGGUAUGGAGUUAUGUGAUUUGUUUA
Oreochromis aureus is the source of this 1215-nucleotide messenger RNA. RefSeq names its product RNA binding motif protein 48 (gene rbm48). Lineage: Eukaryota; Metazoa; Chordata; Actinopteri; Cichliformes; Cichlidae. The transcript is spliced from 5 exons. Gene Ontology annotation, molecular function: nucleic acid binding. Gene Ontology annotation, cellular component: nucleoplasm. The coding region runs from base 36 to 1094 and encodes 352 amino acids. The record is from RefSeq and is a predicted model, not a curated record.